CUUUCUCCAUAUGGUGUGUAUAAAUGAAACCCUUUUCUCCAACUUCUACACACACAAACACACACAAUGGAGGUGUCAAUACUGUCCAUGCACAUCAACCACAACCUAGCAAAACCGGCUGUUUCCCUCGUUCCUAAUUAUGUCAACAGACACAAACAUAGUAAGCUGUCCUCCAAGAAUCGGAAGCCCUUGUCGACGUGCCGAUCGGUAGCCAUGCAGAGUGGGCAGAGCAACAACUACUACGAGAUCCUGUCUCUCAGCUCUAGAAAUGUAGGGUUUGAUGAGAUAAAGAAAGCUUACAAGACUAUGGCGCUUCAGUACCACCCCGACGUCUGCACGACUCAUCUGACGAAGGAGGAGUCCACAAGACGAUUCAUCGAGCUAAGGGAGGCGUACGAGACGCUUUCCGACCCUAAUUUGCGUAGGGUUUAUGACUAUGAGUUGCGGUCGGAGGAUUCAUCGUCGGGGCUCCGGUUUGGGAGUAGAAGGGAGGGUGAUUACCCUAGGGAGGUGUGGGAGAGGCAGCUCAAUGGGUUGAGAAAGAGGUCUGCUGAAAGGAUGAGGAAAAGGAGAUUAUAGAAAUUGAUUAAUUCAUAGUCCACACAUGUAAUAAGGGAGAGAAAUUCGUUUAUUCAUUUAGAUUUAGUUAUAAAAAUUGUGUUUUUGUAGCUUUUGGAGUGUUUGCAAAAAUUUCAAAAUAUCUAAAGUUGAUAUUAGAAUUUUUAAAUAAUU
Sesamum indicum (sesame) is the source of this 732-nucleotide messenger RNA. RefSeq names its product chaperone protein dnaJ 20, chloroplastic-like. Gene Ontology annotation, cellular component: chloroplast. The record is from RefSeq and is a predicted model, not a curated record. NCBI's taxonomy places the organism in Eukaryota, Viridiplantae, Streptophyta, Magnoliopsida, Lamiales, Pedaliaceae.